Molecule: messenger RNA, 3320 nt
Organism: Asterias rubens (European starfish)
Lineage: Eukaryota; Metazoa; Echinodermata; Asteroidea; Forcipulatida; Asteriidae
Product: probable N-acetylgalactosaminyltransferase 7
Exons: 10
Coding region: 288-2120 (610 amino acids)
Cellular component (GO): Golgi apparatus
Source: RefSeq, a predicted model, not a curated record
UACAGAACAGUAUCUUUUCAAGCAAUAUUUUGUGGCAGCAUGGCAACGAUACUAAUGAACGCGUUAUGGAAGUAUCGAUUUUUUUGCCAUGAUAAAAAGGUUUUGUGUGUAAUUUGACGACAAUUAGAUGGACCAGCGCCCGUGCGUGAUUUGCAGGCAACAAGUUCAGAGCAUGUAGUAUCACAGCAGCUACCAGUAUUCGCUCACUCUUUUGGUGAUCACCACUACCGAUACCGGAAGAGAUUUUCUCUCCGUUGCUGAUGCUAGUAAUCGUAUUAUAGGAAGCGAUGAGGUGCAGGCGUUCUCUGAGGUGUAGGACAUACAAAGUAGUCCUUGCCAUUGGCUGUAUAUUCAUCGUCGCACUUGUUUUACUGAUGAGCACGGACAAGUACGAGUCUUCUUCGAACCUCAUGGGACCUUUUGAACGCCAUGAUGAUAAGCAGAAUCAUGAACAGAAACAUGAACAACUUCCUCCACGCAGGCAGCAGGAGUCCAUCAAACUCUCGGUCAGUCCACCGGAGUUUCGCCAGGGUAUACUGGGGAACUACGAGAGUCGUGUACCCCCUCCGUUUCGCACCGGGCUAGGGGAGUCCGGAGUUCCGGUCAAAUGGGCAGAAGAAAAGAGAAACGAGUAUUCACAGAGUAUGAAAGAGUACGGGUUCAACGUGGCACUAAGUGACCAGAUAUCACUAGACCGAGCCGCACCCGACAUCAGAGAUAAACAAUGCAAAUAUUGGCACUAUCCGGAAAAACUACCCAAUGCAAGUGUAGUAAUUGCCUUCUCCAACGAGGGGUUCUCCACACUCUUGCGAACGGUUCACAGUGUUAUGAACACCUCACCGCCAGACCUGCUAGCUGAAGUUAUCAUGGUAGAUGAUAUGAGUGACAAAGCACAUCUCGGGGAAAGACUCGAGGAUUACAUCAAACAAGAAAGGUUUCUUGGUAAAGUCAAAAUCGUCCGCAAUACCAAACGAGAGGGCCUGGCCAGAACUCGAACAAACGGUGCAAUGGUAGCUAGAGGAGAAGUGGUCGUAUUCCUGGAUGCUCAUUGUGAGUGUAGCGUGAAUUGGUUGGUGCCCCUGUUAGCCGAGAUCGCACAUGACAGGACUACCGUAGUUUGUCCAACAGUUGAUGCAAUCACUGCUGAAGAUCUAUCCUAUCAUCCGCAAGGUGAUCUAUCGCGUGGGGCAUUCGACUGGGGAUUCUGGUAUAAGCGGAUUGCAGUAACGUGGGGUAACACCAUGGAUCGAAUUGGCAUGAAGUAUACAAGUCAGGCUUACGAUUCUCCUGCAAUGGCUGGCGGUUUGUUCGCAAUGGACCGGUCCUACUUCCUAGAACUUGGCGGUUAUGAUCCAGGACUCUUCAUCUGGGGCGGAGAACAAUUCGAAAUAUCUUUCAAAAUAUGGAUGUGUGGCGGUCGGUUAAAGUUCGUACCUUGCUCCAGAGUAGGUCACAUCUAUCGCCACGGUAUUCCUUAUAAGUAUCCGUCCAUUGACGGUGAUGUCAGCAUCGUAGAUAGGAAUUACAUGCGAGUGGCUGAAGUUUGGAUGGAUGAAUAUAAAGAACAUUUCUAUACAUUCAAGCCUAGAUUACGAGGGAAAUCAUGCGGGGAUAUCUCCAAACAGGUGGAAUUUAGGAAGAAAAACUGUCCCAGAUCAUUCCGUUGGUUCAUGGAGAAUGUAGCAUUUGAUUCACUUGAAUUAUUUCCUACACCGCCACCAAAUCGGUUUUGGGGUGAGUUUCGCUUAACUGGAACAUCAUUGUGCUUAGACUCAAUGGGCCAAAAACUCCCCAAUCUACGGAUUGGUGUGAGUGGCUGUCACGGUUUUGGCGGCAACCAAGAAUUCCGCUUAGGUACAACUGGUAGGAUUCAGUACGGCGAGGAUUGCCUGAUGCCGUCGGCAUCCAAUACCUACGUUAAAAUGAGCCGCUGCAGGGAAAGUCACCGACUCGUUGGGGACGUGGACUUCUGGUCUUUUAGCGAGGAAAAUGGUUUGAUUCGUUUGAAAAAGACCAAUUUGUGUAUAGACGUUGAUACAAGCAAGACAAAUGACGUUAAUCUCAAAGAGUGUGACCCAAACAGCAAACGGCAAAAAUUUACCGCCAAUAAAGUGGCUUGAAGUAAGCCUAUCACCAUUGGACGAACUGAUUGGGAAGGCAAACGUAUAACCAUACUGCUUCGACAUAACACAGAAAGUCUGAAAUAUGGCUGUUUAGUAAUGACAGUAAAGUUCGUCUGAAAUUUGAUAUUGGAUAUUAGAGUAUAGAGUUCUAUACAGUGACCGUCUACCUUGUGCAUCGAUAUUGGAUAUUGGACAGUCCCAUAGGUUUGUACAGCAAAUAUCGAUGUUGCUUUUUUUGAUAUUGGAUGUUGGAUAUUCACAUAGGUUUCUACAGUGAAUGUCUACCUUGUACAACGAUAUUGGAUAUUACACAUGGUGUUAUACCCAAAACAGCCUGAUGAAAUCUAAAAAACUCACGUUUGCCUCGACUGUUUAUAAUUUAAUUUGUUUGUUCUUUUCUAUUUUAUUGACGGGCAGUACAAACACAUUAUACACAUAUGCCAAACUGUGUCCACCAUUAGCCUUAGUUGAUUAAAAAAAGCCCCCAUAUACUAUUUGGUUGCUGCUUCAAUGGUUUUCCUUAUGAAUAAACAUUAAUAACAAAUGGGUUUGAUUUAUUUGUUCUCACCGAAGGUCAGAAUAAGCGCAGUACUCGCCAACAUCCAGAAAACAUCAAAUUAUAAUAAUUACAUGCAGUUUAUACUCAAUGUGGAUAAUAUUCAACCACGAUGGCGAGCAAAUUUGAAUUAAUUCUGUGAGUGUUCAUUACACAGUUUCGUAGUUUCAGUUUUCAGAGUUUUAUUUUUCUUUCCUUUUAUUUAUCUGAACAUAUGAGGCUUAAGUUAUUUUAAUUAAUUAUCCUUUGUUUGAGUAGUAUUCCUUUUUGUUUUUCAGUAAAAAUGUUGUGAUAUCGAACGAUACACACUUACAUUCAAGCAAGAGCAGUUUAGGUGUUAAUUGGGUUCAUUGUUUGUUUACUAUCGAAUUGACCUUUGUUUACUAUCGAAUUGACCUUUGUUUACUAUCGAAUUGACCUUUGUUUACUAUCGAAUUGACCUUUGUUUACUAUCUGAAUUAGGAAGAGGAUGAGGGGGGAAUGGUCCUCGAACCUUCAGGGGGGGGGAGCACAAAGUCACACAUACGAAUGUAAAGCAUAAAUAAGUGAAUGUUUCUCUCUAAAAUAUUGAGACCAAUUUCAGAACUGACUCCGCGGCAGUACAGUUAAUUACGACCCUACAAGCUAAAGUAGUAGUCCAG